GCAUCACUUGGUGAUUCGUGCAGAGAAGAAAGUCGCUUCCGAAAAUGUGUCCUUGUCGUCCAUUGCAAAAACCGCGACCGCCUGCUGCUGUGCUCUUGUUGUUCUAAUCGAUCUCCCUUACCAAGGCACAAUUUCCGCGCCCGCUGCAGACCAUUCAAUUCCGACUGGACCCAUUUUCUGCUCCGCAAGCAACAACGUGCGCCUCAACCACGGAAGAUCCCCCGAGAUGAUUAUCCCGCAGCCCGUACAGCUGACUGGGGGCGGGUGCUUCUCUCGUUGCUCACGCGACAUUGGUUGGGCUUCGUAGGAUCCUGUUUAUAACGACGAACAGUGGUGCAACAUGGAGUGUCUCUGGCCCCAUGUUUCAAACGAUUCUUCCUCUGCUACUGGCCUGUGCCUCCUUUCAAGGCGUCCAUUCGGCGACCUUCAAUGUCGCUGUUGGAACCUCGGGGCAUGCUGUCCCCAAAACGCUGUAUGGCAUGAUGUACGAGGAUAUCAACGUGCGUUCCUUAAUUUCUAGUUCAUUCGGAUGCCGAUGUUAUUACAGCAUAGCGGAGACGGUGGCUUAUACGGCGAACUGCUCCAAAACCGCGCUUUCCAGAAGGUCACACCAGGGACGAGUGCGUCGCUCACAGCGUGGGCUGGGCUCAACAGCAACUCGCACAUCGCUGUCGUGGCAGCGAACGUGCCCGUUUCGAGUGCGCUUCCGAACGCUCUGUCGCUCACUGCAGGCACCACCUCCACUGUCGGAAUCACCAACUCGGGCUACUUCGGCAUCAAUGUACAGAGCAACUGGACGUAUCACGGAUCGUUCUACUUCCGAUUCCCCUCGGCGCCCAGCCAAGCCGUGUCAGGUGACUUCACUGUGGGGAUGCUCAACUCCGCCGGCACCGCCGUCGCCGCCGCGAGCUACGCGUUCACGUCCUCCUCGAGCUGGCAGCAGAUCACGUUCCGGUUCACGCCGACUUCCACCCCGAGCGGGACCGCCAACCUGUUCUUCGUGCAGCUGCCCGGAUCGCUGGUGACGAGCGGAGGAGGGUCUGUGCAGUUCGCGAUGCUCACGUGCUUCCCGCCCACGUUCAAGAACCGGAUCAAUGGAAUGCGACUGGACAUCAGCAACGCGCUGCUCGCGAUGAACCCCGGGUUCUUCCGCUUCCCUGGUGGCAACAAUCUCGAAGGCCAGACUGCGGCAAGCCGGUGGCUCUGGAGCAACACUGUCGGUAGCCUCGUGAGCCGGCCCGGACGACAAGGAGAUUGGGGAUAUAUCAACACCGACGGUCUCGGUCUCUACGAAUACCUCCAAUGGAUUGAAGACAUGAACAUGGAGCCUAUCAUGGCCGUUUGGGCUGGCUAUUCUCUGGACGGCACGUCUCAGGCUCAAUCAGCUCUCGGCCCGUACAUCCAGGAUGCUAUCAACCAAAUCGAGUUUGCCAUCGGAGAUGCAUCAACCAAUCAAUACGCCGCCAUCCGUGCGAGCAUGGGCCACUCUGCGCCCUUCGCGCUGACGUACAUUGAGAUCGGCAACGAAGACUUCUUCGCGACAUCCAGCUACGACAGCUACCGCUGGUCCGCCUUCUACACCGCGCUCAACGCCCAGUUCCCCCAACUCAAAUUCAUCGCGACCAGCGCGACCAGUGGAUUCGUCCCCUCGGUCACCGGCCCCGCACCCAAGUUCUGGGAUCUGCACAUCUACUCCAACCCCAACUUCUUUACGAAUGGAGCAUACAACUUUGAUAUCCUCCCCCGCAACGGGCUGCAGUUCUUCCAGGGUGAAUAUGCGACGACGACGACCAACUCGGGAUCGCGUAUCGCGUAUCCGUUCAUUGACGGAUCUAUCGCCGAAGCUGCUUACAUGGCUGGCUUCGACCGUAACAGUGAUAUCGUUUUCGCUGCGUCCUACGCUCCAUUGCUCAACCACGUGUCGAGCACUCAAUGGACACCCAAUCUGGUCACCUUCACGCCUAACUCUCUGAUUCUCUCCACCUCGUACUACGUUCAGCAGAUGUUCGGCGUCUACAAGGGUGACACCUAUCUCAACUCGACCACCAACGCAGCAUCAAGCCCCGUCCAAUGGAGUGUCACGAAAAACACAUCUGGGAACCAGCUGUUCCUCAAGGCCAUCAACACCGGCACGAGCACCAACACGAUCGUGUUCACGCUUCCAUCGAGCAUCACCAUAUUGUCGACCGCCGGGACCGGGUCCAUCCUCACCGCCGCAGCGGGAACGAUGAACACGCCCUCGAGCCCGAACGCCGCCGUGCCGAAGAGCAUCACGUUCACCGCCGGCAAGACGAUCACGUACAAUACCCCGCCGUUGAGCGCCAGUGUGUUGAUCGUCAGCGCGAAGUAGCAGAUUGGAGGACGACCCUGAUCUGUCACUUUCAAAAAGGACAUUCGAGCCUUGCAGAAAUUCUUGUCCAAGUUCAUUCUGUACCUAUUGAAGAUACCUUGGUGUACCACAAACUUUGCAGCAACCAAUACUUAUGGGAAUCUGUUCUCCG
Messenger RNA from Mycena citricolor, 2501 nucleotides. The record is from the annotation of a GenBank genome assembly. NCBI's taxonomy places the organism in Eukaryota, Fungi, Basidiomycota, Agaricomycetes, Agaricales, Mycenaceae.